Molecule: messenger RNA, 1260 nt
Organism: Linderina pennispora
Lineage: Eukaryota; Fungi; Kickxellomycota; Kickxellomycetes; Kickxellales; Kickxellaceae
Exons: 1
Coding region: 87-1250 (387 amino acids)
Biological process (GO): mRNA splicing, via spliceosome
Cellular component (GO): spliceosomal complex
Molecular function (GO): pre-mRNA 3'-splice site binding
Source: RefSeq, a predicted model, not a curated record
AAUCGCAGCCCCAUGAAAUUUCAACCUCUAGUUUUAUUCUUAGACUAGCAAAAGAAGCUGCCAUACUCAUCACAUACCUUCCUAAAAUGUCUUCAUCAAAAGGCAAGCUGAGCCGGGACGACUACCGCAAGCAAAAAGAGCUAGAGGCCGCACGCAAAGCCGGCACAGCGCCGCCGGAAACCGAUGCCUCAGGCAACAUGAUCAACCCGCAUAUCCCGCAAUUCAUGUCGCAGGCACCCUGGUAUCUCGACUCGGGCCAGCCGGGCCUGGCGCACCAGCGCAAGCAAGCAGAGGAGAAAAGUGACGCCUGGUAUGCACGUGGGCAGCGGACAGGCACGGGGGCUAAAAAGUACCGCAAGGGCGCGUGCGAGAACUGCGGCGCCAUGACGCACAAAACAAAGGCAUGCAUGGAGAGGCCACGGAAGCGCGGUGCCAAGUGGACGAACAAAGGUAUUAUGGCAGACGAGGUGGUGCAGGAUCUAAAGCUGUCGUACGAGGCCAAGCGCGACCGCUGGAACGGGUACGAUCCGGAGGAGCACAAAAAGACGAUUCGCGAGUGGGAGAUGGUGGAGGAGGCCAGGCGCAAGCGCAAGGCCGAGGCGCUGGAUAAGGGCGAGGAUGCUGAGGUAGAGAACCAGGGGGGAACACGCAAUCUGCGGAUUCGCGAGGACACAGCCAAGUACCUGCGCAACCUGGAUCCGGACUCGGCGUACUAUGAUCCGAAGACCCGGUCGAUGCGCGAGGACCCACAUGCUGGGCAGGCAGCGCAGAGCGCGUACAAGGGCGACAAUUUUGUGCGGUUCUCGGGCGAUGCGCUCAAGGUCGCGCAGAUGGAGGUGUUUGCGUGGGAGGCCAGCGAGCGUGGCAACGCCAGCGUGCAUUUCCAGGCCAACCCCACGCAGGCAGCCAUGGCCCACAGCGAGUUCCAGCACAAGAAGGGCGCGCGCAAGCAGAGCGCCCAGAGCGCUGUGCUGGACAAGUACGGCGGCGAGGAGCAUUUGGUGCGGCCACCGCGCUCGCUGCUUGAACAGGAGGAGCGGUUCGUCGAGUACUCUCGUGCCGGCCAGCCGGUGGUGCCCAGCCAGGAGGAGCAGAGCUCGCUAGGCGUGUCGCGGUACCGCGAGGACGUGCUCCCCGGUAAUCACCGCGCGGUGUUUGGGUCGUGGUGGAGCGACGGGCAGUGGGGGUACCGGUGCUGCCGGCAGACGAUGCGGAAUUCAUAUUGCACAGCCAAAAAAGAUUCGAAAUAAAGCGCUCUAU